AUGAUUUCAUGGGUCCAUGCUGCAGCCUGGAGCCAGCUGGCAAAGUCUGCGCCUCAGAUCGUACAAGCUAGCGUCAUAAGUCAGCCGCAAGGGCGAGUGUGUGCCCAGGAAGAGCGCCAGGCCCUUCCGCCUUUGCCAGAGCAAGGCAACUCCACAGCUGAGCUCCUGGAGAGAGUCCGGUUGUCACUGAAGGACGAGCAUCUGCGUUUGAAGGAUUUGCCGGAGACGCGGUCCGCGGACUUCUCCAAGGCCCUGCAGGAGUUGGGCUUUUCCUCGGCUUUAGACAGGGUCAAGAUCGCCAAGGCCAUCAACACCCUGCGCGACAAGGAAGUUGGAAGCGUAGCAAAUGAGGUCAAUCCGGAAACCUGGGACACUGCCAAGUUUGACACAUGGCAAUAUGAUGAAAUGUCCAAGCUGCAAAAGACAGAGGCAAAGAACAUGGUGAAGGAUUUUGUUAAGACCAUGGUUCAGGGUCGGCGGCUUCAAGCAAUUCGAGCGGAUUCUGGCGAAAUAGUGGAUGCCCAGGUCUGCCUGAACAAGAGGGUUGAUAGGUUGACUGUUGAUGUUGGAGACAAGACUGGUCCCAUAGUCACAGAACUGUGCGACAUCCUUGACGUAGUGGCGAAUGCGGAGCCGAAUCUGUCAGUCACGGUCAAGACCGCGUUGAAGAUCAAGGCAAUCCAUGCUCCUGAGCUCCUCUUGCCCGCUGUCAGUAAUACCAUCCAUAGCAGUGACGUGGCAGGUGACUUCGAGCAGGGCUUCUACCCGGGUGCGGGCAACAUGUAUGGACAGGACAUCGCAGACCAGAUGGCGGCAGCACAGCGUUUGAUUGAGAAGCUGGUACCUGCAGGAGCAGCAGAUGCGGAGAUUCUAGGCCCCGACGAGUUUGGCCAGGGCCAGAACUGGAUUCUCCAAGGAAAGGUUGGUGAUAUCUUCAGGAUCACCUUCACUCGAUACGUCCGCCGUGGUAAGGAGACCCGAAGCAUUAGUUGGGAGCACGUUGGCCAUGAAAACGUCGACUUCGAGGAGAGAGCCAAGUCGCACAAGUACUACUUGGUUGGCUCUUGGAACCAGUUUCGCGAGUGCAAGGAAAUGUUCAGAGACACUGAGCGCGCUGAUGGGAGAUGCGUCCUCAAGCAGGAAGUGACCAUCGGCAAGACUCGCACCGAAAAGUUCCAGAUCCUGUUGAAUUGCAAUUUCCUGGCAGCAGUGCACCCUGCCGCUGACGAAACGACUCCUGAUGGCUAUGACCUUAUGGGUCCAGAUGAUGCAGGUUCAGGAAAGUACUGGGCCAUGGGCAUCUCAGACUCAGAUCGGCUUGACGCAGGAGACCACGUCAUGGUCUACUUGGAGCUCUCUCAGGGAUUGCCCAAACAUGUCUGGUGGGAGAGAUUUGACUCCCCAGACGCGCAUCAAGAGUACCUGGCCGCCGGAUCUCAGCGUGUGUUCGAGAGGCACAUGCGCCUCAUGGGCCUGAUUCCGUGGCAGAGUGAUGACAAGCCAGCGAGACUUGAAAAUCCGCCAGAAUGGUACGGUGGUGGGCGUGACAGAGAGGACUUGGUCAUGAAGAACGUGUUCGUCUUGACCCAGGAGAUGCUGGAUCCCAACUACGGAAAAAAGGACGAGGAGGCAGAGCGCUUCGCCUUACCUGACAAAGUUCCGUUCGAGGAGCUGAACCUGACAGCGGAGCAGGUUGUGGAGUUCAAGCAGGUCUUCGAUGAGUACAUGGAAGACCUGGAUGGAGCUUUGACGCGCAAAAACAUCAGCAAUCUCGUCCGAGCGGUGGGAUUGAACCCAUCCAAGUCGGAUCUCAAUACCAUCAUCAAGCAGGCAGACUCUGAUGGAAGUGGCGACCUUGACUUUGAGGAGUUCAUGAUCAUCGUGGCGCAAGUGAUUGCCAUGACUCCAACUCCAACGCCCGAGGAGUACGAGCGCGACAUGCGCGAGCUGUUUGAGGCUAUCGACCUUGACGGCAGCGGAUUCAUCAGCUCGCGCGAGCUGAUUGUGGCUCUCAGCACGAAAGGCCCGGAUCCCAUGGAGCCUGAAGAAGUCAAGAAAGUGCUUGGCCGAAUCGACAAAGAUGGCGAUGGUAAGAUGAACUUCAGGGAGUUCUGCAAGAUCAUGGAUGGCUGA
Molecule: messenger RNA, 2133 nt
Organism: Symbiodinium pilosum
Lineage: Eukaryota; Dinophyceae; Suessiales; Symbiodiniaceae
Source: the annotation of a GenBank genome assembly